Molecule: messenger RNA, 1422 nt
Organism: Anopheles nili
Lineage: Eukaryota; Metazoa; Arthropoda; Insecta; Diptera; Culicidae
Gene: Mpv17
Product: protein Mpv17
Exons: 3
Coding region: 101-721 (206 amino acids)
Cellular component (GO): membrane; cytoplasm
Source: RefSeq, a predicted model, not a curated record
CAACCUAACAUCCUACCGGUUAGCCUCGUUUUGUUUUCGUUCGUUACGAGGCGAUAACGAAAGCAUCAAAAGUACUUCGGUUGUAUGCCACGGUGAAGCAAUGUCGUUCUCGAGUAUGUACAAACAUGCGCUCGUACGCUAUCCCGUUUUGGUGCAGUCGGUGCAAUCGGGGCUGCUGAUGGGUGCAGGUGAUGUGAUUGCGCAAGGAUUUAUCGAACGCAAGGAUUGGAAAUCCUUCGACGGUAUGCGCGCGUUCAAGUUUUUUGGCAUAGGAUUUUGCGUCGGAGGACCAGGGCUGCGAAAAUGGUACGGUGUGCUCGAUCGUCAUAUCGGAAGCGCAGGAGGUAGCAAAGCUGUCACAACACUGAAAAAAGUCGCCUUAGAUCAAUUGAUCUUUGCUCCCGUGUUCCUGGGCACGUUGAUCGGUACGAUCGGAUUGCUUCAGGGGCAUAACACGAACGAGAUCAAACGCAAGCUGCGGCACGAGUACGGCGAUAUCCUGAUGACAAACUACUACAUAUGGCCGUGGGUUCAGCUGGCGAACUUCUAUCUGGUUCCAUUAAACUACCAGGUGCUGUUGGUGCAAUCGGUGGCCGUUUUCUGGAACACGUACCUGUCGUGGAAAACAAAUCAGCACGAAGGUACCCCUGGGAAGAUGGGAACUUUAAAACCAGUGGCUCAUGAGCAUCUUGCCACAGGAGAGGAAUCCGUGGCCUCGUAGAAUCGUACGUCUUAGAGCGGUUCGUACAACAUCCAAACCGCUACAACUUGUGAUACGAUAGGGUACGUACCGUAUGUAGCCAUUCAAUAUACAUAAGAAACAUCAAACUAACAUACCCUGUUGGUGAUGGGCGGGAGAAAAAGAUAAUUUUUUAAAGAGAAUUAUCCUAAUCAAGUUUAGAUUGUUGUUUAAAGUGACAAAAGACACCACUCGUUUGGAUGCUAUGUUUAGUUUUGUUGUUAACCGUAAAAAAGAUACUGUAGAAUGCCAUACAUUUUUUGGAAAAUAUUCGUAAUUGAAAACUCGUAAAAGAAUGCAUAACAUAAUAGAAAGCUGGCAGGCUUUAGCAGAAUACACCAUGAGGGGUGUAGAAAGUGAAUUUGAUUAUGCACCAAAACUAAUCGAUAUACCACACUAAAGGUAUGCUGAUCCAACUAGUCUAAAAUCCUAUUCUACGAGUUUUUAUCAAGAGCACCUUCUAAAUUGUUUCAAACUGUAUCUAUAAACUCGUAAUGUUGUUACACUACCCUUUGAAGAUGGUAGAUUAUAAAUCUUACCGUUUGUUUACAUGACUUCACAGCAAGGAUAUAGUUAGUAUAAAUCAUUUAAAUAAUAAUGUCCUUAGAGUUCCUAGAGGAAAGCAAACUAGAGCGUGAAUGGUAGUGCAUAGUUAAGUGAAUACGCUUUGGUUUAAAAUGAAC